AGGCAAGGCACGGCGGCGUGUUGUGAAGCGAGUUCAUUCAUCUUUUUCCUCCUAUUGCCGCCGCUGUGACGAGUUAAAUAAGCUCGGGCUCGGUCCGACGCCUCGUCAUCGCGAUAUAAUAUAAGUUAACGUGAAGUUACUCCGCGACCAUUGCUAGUGGCAGACGCUCGGCGGCGCUACGCCUCACCGCCCCACAGAAUAUUGACAUUUCCAUCUGUGAUAUAACGAUAGCGAGAUAUCUCAACAUUUUAGGUUAAUUCAUUAGCCGGUAACACCCGUACGAUCAGUGCAUUUCCUAUAACCUAGCUCGCGUGUUAAAGUGAACAUUUUAAAGCUCGACAUUGACCAUGGAGAACACGAUGGCUUACGAUUUGGACAUAACCCCGAAUUAUUCGUACAUUUUCGAGUUCGAAAACGAUUUUAUUCACCAUAAUUAUAGACAGUGGAUGGCGGAAAACUGGACUGUAGCAUUUUACUAUGUUGGGGUCUACAUGGCUUUUAUUUUUGGCGGUCAACAUUACAUGCAGAACCGGCCCAGAUUCGAGCUACGGCGGACUCUGAUAGUAUGGAACAGUGCAUUGGCACUGUUCAGCAUCAUGGGCGCGUGCCGCACUCUACCGGAGUUCGUGCACGUGCUGCGAAACCACGGUGUCUACCACUCCAUUUGUGUGCCAAGUUUCAUCGAGCAAGACAAAGUCUCCGGGUUCUGGACAUGGAUGUUCGUACUAUCCAAACUCCCCGAGCUCGGCGACACGGUGUUCAUUGUGCUUCGUAAGAAGCCGCUGAUCUUCCUUCAUUGGUAUCAUCAUAUCACCGUCCUGCUCUACUCCUGGUACUCCUUCACCGAGUACACCUCUUCUGCGCGUUGGUUCGUCGUUAUGAACUACUGCGUUCACAGUGUCAUGUACUCGUACUACGCUCUAGUAAGUAUGGGCAAGUACCCACCCAAGUUCCUCGCCAUGACGAUCACCUUCCUGCAGCUGACGCAGAUGAUCGUGGGCUGCUGCAUCAAUAUCUGGGCCCACAACUACUUGGCCACCGCGCCUCCCGGCAGCUGCGGCAUCAGCCAAAUGAAUAUCAAGCUCUCAAUGGCCAUGUACUUUUCAUACUUCGUCCUCUUCGCAAGAUUCUUCUACAAAGCCUACCUCGCGCCUAAAGGAGGCAAAAAAACCAAGACCGAGCCCAUCAACGAUAUUCCAGUGGAGAAAUUAGAGAAGAAGAUGGUGAACGGCUUCCCCAGACAAAGGAAUGGCGUCGCGGUGCACUAGUCUGCCACCUUGUGAUAUGUCAUAGGUAUAUUGUACAGGUUAUGGAUGUUAAUUGUCGUGAUUGGGACACGCUUGCCAAUACGAGUUCAUCACUAUCGUAUUUUAAUAUGCGAAUUCAGCGCUCGACUCAGAAGUGAAAGGCUACAGAAGCGGCCACUUCCUCAGUCGAUGCUUUCUUUUAUUAUAAUAUCAUGUUUUAUUUGUACAGAUAGGCUUUUUUACUUCCUAUUUACUUUUUUAAUUCUUUUAUGCGUAAUCUACGGAAACUUUAACACUUUUCUUGGUGUUACUGAGGUUCUAAUAUCAUGAAUCGUUUAUUGGUAAGUGGUCCAAGUCAUACCGCGUUUCAGAGCGCCCCACGCGUCACAUUCCACGCUAGUUCUUACGUCCGCUUAUCCAGCUUACGUUUUUUGUUUUGCAGCGGGGGCGUUCUAUACUUGUGCUUUUAUAUAGGUUCAUGUCUAAGACAAGCAAUGGGAGAGUUACACAUUUUUUUUAAGAAGAUCCUAAGUUCUAUUAUCUAUUAGAUUAAGUAGGUUAGUGACGCUUAGUGACUUUGUCGAUAUAUAUAAUAUAGAAUUUACAGUUUUGAGCUGAAUUUGAUUUGACUAGUUGCUAAAUUAACUAGUGAAUCGUUAGAAUGCAUACAAUGAAUAUCGCCUUUACACCUCCCUAUCUCGCUUGAUAUCGACCUAUGUAAAAUCGAAAGUACCUUUGUUGAUGUUAAUCGUAUUUAUUACUUAAAAAUGAGUGAUUUUUUAAAGUAAUUUAUUUGUAAAAAGCUAGUUUCCUGUACAGUGUGUUGAGGAGUGGCCUACGAGGGCCGGUUACAGUGAAAUGCUUGUCAAACAAGCGCACAAAGUGUAUUGACAUGUAAUUCCAGAUAGCGGAAUAACCAAUACUGUUCGGUGAAUUUACAAUCGGGCCGAGAUUGAAAGUAAUAACGAUGGUGUACUUUGGGGAUGGCCGAUUGUGAAUGCGGCAAUAAGUCCAAUACAUUAGAAAUAGAUUGACGCCAAUUAAAAUCAUUGAAAGCAAUAAUUAUAUCUACUUACAAAAUGCUGCAGUCGUCCAUCUCUAAAAAACUUAAUCGACAACUUAAAAAGAUUUCUUUUUUUAGACUAAAUUAUGUAAGUGUUCGAUUAAAUGCUCUUUAGCAGGAGCAUGUAUGAGAGUUCAAAUUAUAUUAGAAUCCGAUUAAAUGUUGGUGCAUUUGAGAGGUUUUCGUAAAAUGUAAAUUUUUGUAGAGCCGCUGACGUGUUAUCGUGAGGAUGUCAACUUUUUAUGCCAGAGACUAGUAGAAGAAGUUUGAACGUCGAACUCUUCGGUUCAAAAAGGUGACGACUCUAAACCACUGCUUGACUUUUGUGCGAGUCACAUGUGUCAUGUUACCUCAGAGUAAACGCUGCGCUACUUAGAAGUGGUCGGGUUGUUUGUAGAUAUUAGACUUAGUCACAAAUUAGCUUGAUAAUUAUUGUAUUUGGGCUGAGGAAAAAGUACCGAACGAAUGUCCAUGACGUUGGAAUAAUUUAAUGGUUUUAAAAAUAACCGUCGGUGUGUAAGGACAGGUUCCGAAACUUCUAUGUGGCGAAAAUGUUUUUUAUAAUGUCGCAGAAAUCCGAAUAAAGCGGAUUGCAUUUACUUAAACUUCAAUUAAUACUCAUAGAGUGGAUUAUACCUCCGUCUGAAAACGCUGGAAUUAUUAAAAAUAAAAGGUAAGAAUUCAAAACAAAAUAGUUAUAUUUUUAUUAAAAAUCGUAGUAAAUUAAUUACACUACGUUACACUUCGGUUACAUUUCCGAGUUUCAGCUGAGGUAUUCUCAAUUCUUAUGUAUUCAAUUUCUUGAAAGUUAGGUUAUAUCUGCGUAUUUAGAUUACACAUAAGACAUCGAGCAAGGCGUGAAACAGUUAGUGGUUGAACUAAUGAUAAGAUUGUUAAACCAAUUAUGCAUUUUGGACGGUUCAAAGUCAUUCCAUUAUUCCAAAUGUUUGCAUAUUUUAGAUUUUUAAAAUCAAGGGCACAUUACGUAGGCCGGGGGUUCUGUUUUGAAUCAAUCAACUAACACCACCGCCUGACCCAAUUAGAAGAUGUAGAGAAUAUCGACGACUUUGUUAAACUAAAGAUAAUUUUACAGGAUUAGUGCCAUUAAUCGAUAAACAGUGGUGGUUUCAUAAGGAAGUAUAAUUCAAAAGUGAACGUUCUUUUUGACCUAAUUAGUUCGUACAAAAAGUUCGUUAAAUUUAAAUAUAAGGAUGAAAUGACAUAAAUGUGGUGUUAGUUCACUGAUUCAAAAUAGAACCCCGGCAUUACGUAAUGUGACCUUGACGAGCAUUUAGUUACCGCUUCGAAAAUUACAUUAAAUUAAAUUUAAAAAAUUCUGUUGCGUUCGCAUCAUAGAGGUUUACCCCGUUUUCCGCUAACCGACUUGGUAAUGCGUAUGCAAUCAGCAUUAUUCAGCACAAGUCAAUUAUGUCUAGUGACCGAAAAUCUAGAAUUCACAGUUAUUAUGUAGGUAUUUCAACUAGGCUGUUAUAUAAUUGGUAUUUGUCUACAAGUGACAUAAAUAAUUUCGAUGACAAUUACACAUAUUAUUUAUUUACGUAUUACAACGCUCUUGUAGGAUAACACAUUUAAGUUUGAAAAUGAAUAUUUUUUCUUUUAUAGUUCAGAUUCAGAUUCAAUGACUUUAUCAUCUCGAAAAAACAGACUUCUGACAAAAGACAGAACAGAGGUGUGUGUCAGGAACAAAUUUCCCGCGAAAAAAUGUCAAAAAGUUAAAUUAUUGAAGAAAAAUCUAAGAUAUGGCAGUAUGGUUUAGACGCCUUAGCCUGUCCCCAAGGACGAAAAAUUGUACUACUACGAAAAUAUAAUCAGUACAGAGUACUAAAAAAAACCGACCUCAAAAGUCAUUCAUCCCCCAGUUUGCGGAAUAUUUUCUUCCAAUUUAAGUGGGACCACUUCGGAGGUAUCUUCUUUCCAACAAAAAAAUAAUCAUCAAUCGGUUCAGAAGUACCGGAGUUAUCGCGUAACAUACAUACAAAAAUAAACCAUAUAAUCUGAAUUUAAAAUCGCCUCCUUUUUUUGAAGUCUGUUAAAAAGUAGUUAUUAUUGUUAUUUUUAAAUAUUAUUUGUGAUUUGUGACAAAAGAAUUGCACAUUGUAUCUGCUAGAGCUAGGUUUUCGCGUUCAUAUGGAAAGUUUUAUGUCAUUUGUAGGUAAAUCCGUUUUAUGGUUAGUAAUGUCCAAUCCGAUGCUUUAUAGUAAUUAUAUUUCUGUUUCUCACUAAAGCAUUUUUUUAAAUAACGAUGUUGCUGUCCUAUUUUUUUGUACUACUCUUAAGGACAUAGGUAGUUAGUUUUUUAAAAUAAAAUUUUAAUGAAAAGAAGAUAAUUUCAACAAAUGACGGUGAUCGAAAGAAACCACUCC
Molecule: messenger RNA, 4694 nt
Organism: Hyposmocoma kahamanoa
Lineage: Eukaryota; Metazoa; Arthropoda; Insecta; Lepidoptera; Cosmopterigidae
Gene: Baldspot
Product: elongation of very long chain fatty acids protein 6
Exons: 4
Coding region: 348-1268 (306 amino acids)
Biological process (GO): fatty acid elongation, saturated fatty acid; very long-chain fatty acid biosynthetic process; fatty acid elongation, polyunsaturated fatty acid
Cellular component (GO): endoplasmic reticulum membrane
Molecular function (GO): fatty acid elongase activity
Source: RefSeq, a predicted model, not a curated record